This is a messenger RNA of Dreissena polymorpha, 1454 nucleotides long. RefSeq lists its product as uncharacterized. The record is from RefSeq and is a predicted model, not a curated record. Lineage: Eukaryota; Metazoa; Mollusca; Bivalvia; Myida; Dreissenidae. The coding region runs from base 162 to 572 and encodes 136 amino acids. The transcript has 3 exons.
UAAACCGGCUAAGACAGCCGCCAUGUUUGCUUAUAUAAAUAAUUCUUCUCUGUUGGAUACUAAUUAAAUCAUCUGCGGUCGUUGGAAGACUUCGUAAAUUUUCUUUAACACAUUUUUUAAGCGCCAUACGAUCACUGAUCGAUUAGGAUUUAAAAGCGAUUAUGGAGUUCAUUGCGAUACUAGUGGCUGUUAUUUGCCUGUUUGUCGUUACCGCACCAGUAACUGGUUUGACCUGCUAUGCGUGUGCAAGUGUCUUGAAUCCUGCAACGUGCGAUGUUGAUAACUUCGACCCAAGAGCGCAUUCGAACGACACCAUCAAAACCGUAUCCCACCUCCCCGACAAAGGCAAAGAAUGCAAUUACUGCACAAAGGCAUACUUUCACGACCCAACUUCGGGCUUCUAUACCUAUGCGCGCGGCUGCGAGAAUUCACCACGAGGCGUCGGAUGUCUGAAGGACGCUUGCGCCUGUACCACUGACCUCUGUAACAGCGCUGUUACCAUGACGACGACUUCAACUUCACUUCUUGAACUGCUUCUACCGGCGAUUGUCAACCGUUUGAUUUGGAGUUAAAGUGCAGCAAUACACAAAAUGCCAAUAUGACUGUCGCCCAUUUGAUGAGUUUAAGUACUCGUAAUAAAUCAUAGAUAUGUUGAACAUUAACUGAAUUUCUAUGACAGUUUCGAAAAGGCAAGCUGGGGGAUUUUUGUUUUAGUUCGGUAAGUUGUCAAUAUUGGGCAUUUGUCGUGCUCUUUUGAAUGAUAUUGUUCAUUGUUCCUCGUGACGUACAACAUUAUUUGUGCAAGCACUGUCUAUACUUAUUUAAUUAUCGUCUGUAAAUUGUUGGUAAGAAAACUUAGUAACGCGUUAGUCUUCGUUUAAGCGUGACCAGUUAUAUUUAUUAAAUUGAUUUUUAUAAAUUGCGCUGUUUCAAUAACGAUAAAUGCACAAAUCAACAGCAUAAAGUUAUAAAUUGCAUACUCAACAAACUGUAUCAAAUGACAUGCCAUUUGUGUUGUUCUGUUGUUUGCGUAAAUCGUCCGUUUGAAUAUAAACGUGACAUCAAGAGCUUUUGCUACAUAUGUUUUCGAUCGUUUUCUGACGUGUUGUGCCACUCGUUAUAACGUUUACAUUUAUUACAAUCUCACGUAUAAUAUGCAACAGAAAUGCUGUCAUAGGCUAACCCAAAUUAGGUAGUGGCGUAAGAAUAACCAACCGAUCGGAUCCCUACUCAACCUUAUGUUUUUUUGUUAGAAUUUCAUUCAGUUAUGACGAAUUAUAGAAGACAUUAUUUAAGUAUUUGCUCUUUUCAAAAUAUUGAUAUAUUCUAACCAUAUCCGCAAUCAUCUUACUUCAAUGAUAUUUUGUGUUGUCACGAAGAGAACAUCAUUAAUGCACAAAUGGGUACUUCCUCUAGCCUGUUCCUGUGGUGUAUAGUAAAUUGCUGAUAUUUGA